This is a messenger RNA of Aedes aegypti (yellow fever mosquito), 1405 nucleotides long. RefSeq names its product putative odorant receptor 83c (gene Or45). Gene Ontology annotation, cellular component: plasma membrane. Bases 57 to 1211 code for a protein of 384 amino acids. Gene Ontology annotation, biological process: detection of chemical stimulus involved in sensory perception of smell; sensory perception of smell. NCBI's taxonomy places the organism in Eukaryota, Metazoa, Arthropoda, Insecta, Diptera, Culicidae. The transcript is spliced from 4 exons. Gene Ontology annotation, molecular function: olfactory receptor activity; odorant binding. The record is from RefSeq and is a predicted model, not a curated record.
GUGUUCAUAUCAGUGUCUGAAUCAUACACCAACACUUUGCCUCGAGUACGCGAACCAUGGUGUACAAUACUUCACUGGAAGCUUAUCAGGAUAUCAUCAGGUUAGCUCGUCGGAUGGCCAGUUUUUGUGGAGUUGACCUCUUAGCAGAUAAUUACAAACCUAAUUGGAGAACAGCGCUCACUUUUGCGGGAUGUAUCAGCUAUUUGUUCACCAGCUGCUACAGUGCCUGGUACUAUUACCCGGAUGUAUUCAAAAUGCUGCAGGCUUUGGCUCCCAAUGGGAUUGCUUGGCAAGGAUGUCUGAAGCUCUUCAUCGCAGUGCAACAACGGAAGUUUUUUCAAGGGCGGGCAAAGUAUCUGGAGGAAUUUCAUCGGAUUCACGUAAAUCGACCUGAAGAUAAUGCCGUUCUCCUUGGGUUGAUGGUGAAGAUGCAUCUUGCCUGCAGGGUUCUCCUGUCGGCGUACAUUACGGCAGUUCUUGGGUUUGGUCUAUAUCCUGUGUACUUCUUUGUGAUGUAUGGAGAAAGGACAUUCGCAAUCAACGUGUUAGUUCCGGGAAUCGAUCCGGACUCCCAGUGGGGUUAUUUUUUGACUGUAUCCUACCAGAUAUUCCUUUUGUCUAUCGCCAUGGCUGGCAUUUCAGCGUUUGAUACCACGUUUCUGAUUUUUGUUUGCAACUUGGCCGGACUUGUGGAUGUUUUCAUGAACAAACUCAAGGAGUUAGAUAGGCUUUUGGAGAAGGAGAAGGCUGACUUGGCUGAGAUACGAGACCAUGUUCGGGAGAUAUUGAUAGAUCACUAUGGAAUCGUUAGUUAUGAAUCUGAUUUGGACAAUAGAUAUAUUGCCAUAAAUUUGAUGCAGGUUGGUUCAUCGGUGGCGUGCCUCAGUAUAUCAUUGUUUCUGUGUUACAUGACCAACUACUUACCAGGUUAUGCUUUCAUUUUGGGAGCCAUAUUCCAGCUACUUACUUAUUGUCUACUUGGAACCAUUUUCAGCGUAAAGAACGACGAUGCAAUUCUGGCAAUCAAUGGAACCAAAUGGUAUUUGCUGGAAAAAUCCCAACUUAAAAUGGUAGGAUUCAUGCUACAUAGAUGCCAAAACCCAUCCAAUCUAACUGUGGGAGGCUUUGCACCGUUAAAUAUUGAGACUUUUGUGGAGAUCAUGAAAACAAUUUACCAAUUCUUCGCUAUGAUGAUUAACUUUGUCAACUAGAUAUCUAGAUGUUGAAAUUAUGCUGCCACUGUUUGACUGUUGUUUUCGAAGAGAAAUAACAAAAGAUGUCCUCAGAGAAAUUCUUAUUAUUUAGAAAUAAAUUAGUAUCACGUAUUGUUUUCUUUGUCUUUCUAGAGAUAAAUGUAAUUUUUGGAAUAUACCAUCGAAGAACUUUGCCGAAGAUACCAACCUUC